Anopheles coustani is the source of this 3979-nucleotide messenger RNA. It is a transcript of the gene ry, whose product is annotated as xanthine dehydrogenase. Bases 16 to 3873 code for a protein of 1285 amino acids. The record is from RefSeq and is a predicted model, not a curated record. The transcript has a single exon. NCBI's taxonomy places the organism in Eukaryota, Metazoa, Arthropoda, Insecta, Diptera, Culicidae. Gene Ontology annotation, molecular function: oxidoreductase activity; molybdopterin cofactor binding; iron ion binding.
GGAGCGUGUACCGUGAUGGUGUCGAAAGUUGAUCGCAAAACGGGUCAACUGCAGCAUCUGGCCGUCAAUGCGUGUCUCACGCCAGUCUGUGCCAUGCACGGUAUGGCCGUCACGACGGUGGAAGGUAUUGGAAGUACACGCACUCGACUUCAUCCCGUGCAGGAGCGAAUCGCAAAGGCGCACGGAUCGCAGUGUGGCUUCUGCACUCCCGGCAUUGUAAUGUCCAUGUACGCUUUGCUCCGCAGCUCGCCAGUUCCGUCGAUGAAGGAGCUGGAGGUGGCUUUCCAAGGCAACCUGUGCCGGUGCACCGGUUAUCGACCAAUUUUGGAAGGAUACAAAACUUUUACGAAGGAGUUCGGUAACUGCGCUAUGGGCGAGAAGUGCUGCCGAAAUGGCAAUAGCACCAGUGGAUGUGGCGCACCGGCCGGAGAGGUGGACCACGAACUAUUUCAAGCAAGCGAGUUCAUGCCUUACGAUCCAUCGCAGGAACCGAUUUUCCCACCGGAACUCAAAAUCUCCAACAGACUGGACACCGAUUCGAUAGUUUUUCGAUCAUCCAACACGGCCUGGUAUCGGCCAACAAAGCUUAAUGACUUGCUGGCGCUGAAGAAGCGUUAUUCGGACACAAAAAUUGUCGUUGGUAACACGGAGGUUGGCGUGGAGGUGAAGUUUAAGCAUUUCCAGUACCCCGUCUUGGCUAAUCCAAUUCAAAUAACAGAGCUCACGUCGAUCGAGCGAAAUGAACGUGGUUUGAAGAUAGGAUCUGCUGUGACGCUGAUGGAAAUGGAAAAUGCGCUGCAACAGGAAAUUGAAACCAGUCCGGAACACGAAACACGUCUAUUUAAGGCGAUUGUGGAUAUGCUGCAUUGGUUCGCUGGAAAGCAGAUUCGUAACGUUGCGUCCGUCGGGGGCAACAUCAUGACCGGAAGCCCCAUUUCGGACCUAAAUCCUAUUUUCACUGCGGCUGCCGUCGAGCUAGAGGUGGCAAGUUUGGAUGGAGGCUUUCGCACAGUACGAAUGGGAGAUGGAUUCUUUACUGGGUAUCGAACGAAUGUGAUCAAGUCGGAAGAGGUGCUCGUGUCACUGUUCAUUCCGCGUACUACCACGGACCAGCAUUUUAUUGCCCACAAGCAGGCCAAACGCCGGGAUGAUGAUAUUGCCAUCGUGAACGGUGCUUUCAACGUCCGAUUCCGAGCAGGCACGGAUGUGGUGGAGGAAUUGCAUCUCGCGUUUGGAGGCAUGGCACCAACGACGGUGCUGGCGAAGAAAACCGCUCAAGCGCUGGUCGGAAGACGUUGGGAUACUAAGCUGGUGGAACUUUGCAAUGAUCUACUCGUCGAAGAGCUUCCUCUCAGUCCGUCUGCGCCAGGUGGUAUGAUAUUGUAUCGACGAUCGUUAACGCUUAGCCUCUUCUUCAAGGCCUACCUUGCCAUCGCCCAAGUACUUGAUGCACAACCAGAUAUUAAGGGUAGGAAACCUAUCGAGAGCCGUGAAAAGAGUGGUUCCGAAACAUUCCACACACUGGUGCCAAAGAGUGCGCAACUGUUUGAAAAGGUUGCAUCCGGGCAAGCUGUUACUGAUCCCAUUCGACGUCCCCAGGUCCACGCAUCGGCAUACAAGCAGGUCACUGGAGAGGCCAUCUAUUGUGACGAUAUUCCAAGAUUUUCCAACGAGUUGUAUCUGGCAUUCGUGUACAGCACGAAGGCGCAUGCCAAGAUCGUUUCCAUUGAUCCUUCGGCCGCGUUGCAAGAAGAGGGAGUCCAUCGGUUCUUCAGUGCUGACGAUUUGACGGAAGAACAAAAUGAAGCCGGCCCAGUCUUUCACGAUGAAUUCGUUUUCGUGAAAGACAUCGUCACUACGCAGGGCCAGAUAAUAGGCGCGGUUGUGGCAGACACCCAAAGUACUGCGCAACGAGCUGCGAGGAAGGUCAAAGUCACUUACGACGAUCUUAGCCCGGUAAUCGUUACGCUGGAAGAUGCGAUCGCUAAGGAAUCGUUUUAUCCUGGGUUUCCCCGGUCAAUCGUCAAGGGGGACGUAGAGAAAGCGUUAGCUGACUCGGACGUCAUUGUCGAAGGAGAUUGCCGUAUGGGCGGACAGGAGCAUUUCUACCUGGAAACGCAGGCCUGUCUCGCUUUUCCCAAAGAUACGGACGAAAUAGAGGUCAUCAGCAGCACCCAGCAUCCGACCGAGAUUCAACUGCACGUUGCGAAAUCGCUAGGAAUUCCCGCCGCAAAGGUGGUGUCGCGAGUGAAACGUUUGGGCGGAGGGUUUGGUGGGAAAGAGUCCCGAGCGGCGCUGGUUGCUAUACCGGUAGCCCUUGCGGCAUAUCGGCUGGGCAGACCGGUUCGCUGCAUGCUAGAUCGAGACGAAGACAUGGCUAUUUCGGGAACGCGGCAUCCCUUUUACUUUCGUUACAAAGUCGGAGUUAGCACGGAAGGAAAACUUGUCGCCGGUGAUUUCUGGGCCUACAACAACGCAGGCCACUCGAUGGAUCUAUCGUUUGCUGUCCUCGAACGAUCCAUGUUCCAUAUCCAGAAUGCCUACAAGAUUCCCAACUUGCGUGUUCGCGGAUGGGUUUGUCGUACCAAUUUGCCGUCGAACACCGCUUUCCGCGGUUUUGGUGGCCCUCAAGGUAUGAUGGCGGCGGAAACUAUGAUGCGGCACGUGGCACGCACGUUGAAAAGAGACUACGUCGAGCUGGUUGAGUUGAACAUGUACCACGAAGGAGACACAACGCAUUACAAUCAGGUGAUCGAGGGUUGCAAUGUGAGAAAAUGCUGGCAAGAGGUACUGCAAUCUUCUGAUUUCGCCCGGCGUCGAGAACUAGUGGAUCAGUUUAAUCAGGAGCAUCGCUGGCGCAAAAGAGGCAUUCACGUUGUGCCAACAAUGUUUGGGAUCGCCUUUACGGUGCUCCAUUUGAACCAAAGUGGUGCUUUAAUACAUGUGUAUCAGGAUGGAACUGUCUUGCUCACCCACGGAGGGACGGAGAUGGGACAGGGACUGCACACCAAAAUGAUUCAGGUUGCGGCAACCGCCUUAGAAAUACCGUUUGAGAAGAUACACAUCUCCGAAACGGCCACCGACAAGGUUCCAAACACUUCGGCUACGGCUGCUAGUGCCGGGUCAGAUCUGAAUGGAGCCGCUGUGCUAAAUGCGUGUAACACAAUUCGUGAGCGACUGGAACCAUUCCGCAAACAGUACCCCAACGAGGAUUGGAACUUCUGGGUUAGCAAAGCAUACUUCAACCGGGUCUCUCUUUCGGCUGCAGGGUUCUACGCUACACCCGACCUCGGAUACGACUUUGGCACCAACUCGGGCAAAGCCUUCAAUUAUUACACCUACGGGGCUGCAUGUUCCGAAGUCGAAAUUGAUUGUCUAACUGGCGAUCAUCAGGUACUUCGAACGGAUAUCGUGAUGGACCUCGGUUCGAGUAUCAACCCGGCAAUCGACAUUGGCCAAAUCGAGGGAGGGUUCAUGCAAGGCUAUGGCUUGUUCACACUGGAAGAGAUGGUCUACUCUCCUCAGGGACAAGUCUAUUCACGUGGACCAGGCAUGUACAAAUUACCCGGGUUUGCCGACAUUCCAGGGGAAUUUAAUGUGUCACUGCUGACUGGAGCACCGAAUCCUCGCGCAGUAUACUCGUCGAAGGCCGUCGGGGAACCACCGCUUUUCCUAGCGUCGUCUAUAUUUUUAGCUAUCCGUGAUGCAAUUUCCGCCGCAAGGAGCGAAGAAGGUCUGGAUGCCGAGUUUAGCCUGGUAUCACCGGCAACAGCUGCCCGCAUUAGGACCGCAUGCCAGGAUAAAUUUGUCGAACGUUUCAGAAAGCAUGCCGACAAUCUUAAUAAUAUUAUUCCCUGGAACGUUAUGCCCUGAAGAAGCAUGUAAUGAAAAAUUGUACGCAUUUAUUCCAUUCAUUAUACCGAUACACAUAGAACACAUAAUUUUGCAACUAAUAAAUCAUGAUGUAUGCCAGACCAGA